Molecule: messenger RNA, 1263 nt
Organism: Meloidogyne enterolobii
Lineage: Eukaryota; Metazoa; Nematoda; Chromadorea; Rhabditida; Meloidogynidae
Source: the annotation of a GenBank genome assembly
UUUAUAAAUGAAAAGAUGAUUUCCAACGACAAUCUAAUAAAUAGGGAAGAACAACAACCAAUGACAAUUACAAGUGUGCAUUAUGUUGAAGAUAUGGAUGGAGAUGUUGAUAAAAAUAGAAAGAAUCAAUCCAAGAAACUCAAAACUUGUGGACAACAACAAUCUGAUAAAUUAAAUAAUGAGGCAAUAAACACAAAUACCAAUUCUGGUGUUAAACGUAGUCCUUUUGGAAUAUUGUCUAGAGCAAAUCGAUUAUUAAUUAUGUUGGGAAUGACUUUCUUUUAUUUUUUAAUCGAGCUUGUUUUUGGUUAUGUAUCUCAUUCAAUGGCAUUAAUUGCUGAUUCUUUUCAUAUGAUGAGUGAUGUUAUGGCAUUAACUAUUGCUUUUGGAUGUUUAAAGAUUGCCGAACGUAGUAGAAGUGCUAAAAAUACAUUUGGAUGGGUUAGGGCUGAAGUUCUGGGUGCUUUGGUGAAUGGAGUAUUUCUUUUAGCUCUUUGUUUUACUAUUUUUAUCGAGUCGAUUCAACGCCUUCUAGAGCCCGAACCAAUUAAAAAUCCAUUAUAUGUGUUGAUUGUUGGGGUUAUUGGUUUUUUAAUAAAUUUAAUUGGGAUGGUUAUGUUUCAUGGACAUAUUGGGCAUUCUCACGGUUCUCAUGGAGUUGAAGAUAUUGCCAAAUCAACACUUUUAGACAAAGAUUGUGGAACUAUUGAUGGGACAGAGUCUAAACAUUUAUUACAUUCACAUCAAGAUAGAGCUAUGGUAAUGGCUGAAUUGGAAGCGGUUGAAGAAUCUUUAAUGAUGCAUACUCCAAAAUUAAAAAAUAAUUCGAGAGGAGGGGACUUUUUAAAUAUGAGAGCAGUUUUUCUUCAUGUUUUAAGUGAUGCUGUUGGUUCAGUUAUUGUUAUUGCAACAGCACUCGUUUCUUGUAUUUUGCUUGUUUUGUUAAUGGUUUGUACAACGGUGCCUUUGGUCAGAGAAACUGCACUUAUUUUAUUACAAACAACACCAAAAUUUGUUAAUAUUGAUCAAUUACAAAAAGAACUUUUAAAUGGCAUUGUUGCUGUCCACGAAUUUCAUGUUUGGCGUUUAGUUGGUGAAUGUAUUAUUGCUACUGUCCAUAUCCGUUUUCGUACUUUAAAGCAUUAUAUAUUGGCUGCUGAACAAAUUCGUUCACUUUUUCAUGAUAAUCACAUUCAUUCGACAACAAUACAACCAGAAUUUGCUGAAGUAAAAUUAAAGAAUUAUUUUGUUUUUAAAAAAUAA